Molecule: messenger RNA, 348 nt
Organism: Protopolystoma xenopodis
Lineage: Eukaryota; Metazoa; Platyhelminthes; Monogenea; Polystomatidea; Polystomatidae
Source: the annotation of a GenBank genome assembly
CGCGAGCGACUGCUCCACAGCGAAUUAGUACGCAGUGCAAAUUUCGCUGACAGCCAGUACAUAUUCACCGUGCGCUGCCACCUUUGGUGGUAUUGGCGCGUUUAUCGUUACGACUACGGUGUCUCAUUCAUUCACCGACAGCUCGUCGAGACUGUGCUUCUGCCUCCGCGGGCCGCCGAUCUGACUUCCUCCAUGUCGACACUAACUAUGGACCCGCCACCUCUUUCACCUAGUGAGUGUCUGCAGAACACAAAAGACCUUUUAGGGUUCUUUCUAAAGGUUGGCGCUGAGCAGACUAAUGCUGGCAAUAAAAACCAUUUUGAAGAGCGCAUUAACAGUUGUCGAUAA